GCCAAUGCCCCGCAGGUAUCCUGCUGGGUCGACGUGUGGAUCUGGCGCCCUGGGGAGGUUGAUCUUGGGAAUGGUAGGGGCAAUUGGCUUCGCCAUCUUCGAGAAACCCGGGGUUCCGGGCGUGACGGGGGAUUUGAGUGAUGAUUGAGAGGACAUGGAGCCGAUGUCUGCGAGACUGGAAGAGUUCUUGCGCGAGCCGUCCGAGGUCGUGGAGCCAGACGUCUUCUUGCGAGAGAAGAGACCCAUGGCGCGAGGCGACGUCGUGGUUCCGACUUAUCGAGGAAAUGGCAGAUACAGGUCUCCGUGUGACUCGGCGGUGGUCGACUUAACGUUGGUCGAGAUGUUUGGAGGGCUGGCAGCUGUGGGAAGGAGUUUGGAGGAGAUGGGAUGGGAUGAACUUUGUUGUUGGAGUUGGAUUGCUCGAGCCGCAGACCGCCAAUGGGAGCGAGAGCUUCCUGACUCCCUCUCUUGCUGCAACCCACCAGCAUCAACUCCCGGCCCAACUCAGGGGACGCGCUUCUAUUGCCUUCGCCAGGGCCCUUGCUGGGCGCCAAUACGCCAAUCCAAAGAUCCGCCAACAAAAGACCGGUGGGGUGGUUCUCUGCUGCGCGGAAGCGCGUUGAACUUUCCGCUGGCUCUGGCUUCCGGCUGUCAGCUUGAUAGGGUUGGCUCGGCUUUGCUUUGCUGCACCUCUCCCCAGCGAUGUGACGAGCGUAACCCAGUGGGAGAUAAUGGGCAGGGAUUCAAUGAUGGCGGGUGCUUCCGAUGUUACGUUCUGAUGCAGGAACAGAACAUCACUCCGAACAUCCCUGGAGCAGUGUCGCUUCGACUCGGAGACUUCGAGAAAGAACCCAAGACACACGUCCGUUUGGGAGAGCCAACGUGGGAGGGAGGGUUUAUGGGGAGGAAGAUUCUCGACGAGGUGCUCGAGCGUGGCGGUGUGGGCAGCCCAUGAAGCCAGAGGAGGUGGACAGCCGUUCUGGGAGGAUAGCCGUGUCUUUAUUUAUGCGGGGGGCGACAGCCCUGGCGAUCCUCGAAGCCUGUCAGAAUCUGGCCCUCACGGUUCACGUCGCGAUCCAGUUCGAGGACCCCGACUCGAGUGAGGUUUGCAAAACCAGCUCGGGGCGG
Hyaloscypha bicolor E is the source of this 1128-nucleotide messenger RNA. RefSeq lists its product as uncharacterized. NCBI's taxonomy places the organism in Eukaryota, Fungi, Ascomycota, Leotiomycetes, Helotiales, Hyaloscyphaceae. Bases 155 to 955 code for a protein of 266 amino acids. The transcript is spliced from 2 exons. The record is from RefSeq and is a predicted model, not a curated record.